This is a messenger RNA of Porites lobata, 4258 nucleotides long. NCBI's taxonomy places the organism in Eukaryota, Metazoa, Cnidaria, Anthozoa, Scleractinia, Poritidae. The record is from the annotation of a GenBank genome assembly.
AUGUCCUGGUUACUUCCUUCGCUCGUUGUUGGUCUUUGUUUUGCUGGACUCGUCAACAGUUGGCCCAUGGAGAGUAAGUCAUGUCUUAAUCGUUGUUAUGCGUCAUUAAAUCUACAGUUAACUCCAUCUAAGAUGGACAUCUUUGGACUAGUCCUGACUGUCCGUCUUAAAGAGAGUCUAGGUAAUGUGAGAGCCCCACUGAGAACCGCCUUGGCGAGUUGGGCUCCCUCUAUAAAUAUUAUUAUUAUUAUUAUUAUUAUUAUUAUUACUAUUAUUAUUAGCAUUAUCAUUAUCAUUAUUAUUAUUAUCAGUAUUAUUAUUAUUAUUAUUAUUAAUAUUAUUACGUGACACCAGUAAUUUUAAUGCUGAACCUAUUCGCGAUGAAUACAUGUCUGCUUAACUAAAACAGCUAAAAUAAAACUGGAACAUUGUAACAGAAAACUGGAAUAAUUUUACUCAUUAUGCAAUCAAACGUUAAUUACAAGCAAACGUUCACGGCUUUGUAGUCUAAAAGCGAAACAGUAUACACUCAGCGAACUGGAGCAAGACUACAAAAUAUUAAACAUUUUCGGCAAUUUACUGUUAUGUAGAGCACCUAACGUGUAAAUUUCCGUUUUGAGGUAUUUUUCAGUGUAUAAAGCACUUCCCAAUUCGUCGUUGACGGUUUCAAAAGUGACCGUGGUCCGUCUUCAGUCAAAAAGUCUUGUAAAACAAAAGUACUGACGUGCAUGUCGUUUUUUUAUAAUGUACAGACUAUGGUCUUCACUUUCCGAGAAAAGGAACGGCCGAUUAUGCCAACCUCUGGAACAUGCCCAGUUUGAAUGCGUCCACCGUCUGUUUCUGGAUGAAAUCAUCCUCCUCUAAUGCAGGAACACCAUUUAGUUAUGCCGUUCAAGGAGAGGAUAACGAGCUGCUUUUGUUUAAUUACAAGGACUUUGACUUACGUAUUGGUGGUAAAAAGAAGUAAGUUAUAUACAAUUAAUGGUGUAUUUCUUUGAAAAAAAACUCGAGACUAAUAGGAGAGGAUAACGAACUGCUUUUGAUUAACUACGAUAACUUUAAGCUGCUCGUUGGUCAGUGGUGAAGAGAAGUAAGUUGUAUACAGUUGGUGUUUUUCCUUGGAAGAACCCGCCUGAGACUUAGGCCAUCCCCUUUACUUACUGUAUUUCUCCUCCUUUAGCGUUGUCCCAUCCUCGGAGACCCAGGGGCAGUCAGUCGGGUCGGGAGAAACGGCGGAACGAAAGUUUUCAAGUAAGGACGGAAGAGCCCCUGGGUACCGACUCUCACCGAACCAUUUCCAAAAAUUCAAACCGAUGCUGGUUCCUGAUUGGGCACAAAAAAUGCUUUGUAUUAUUGUGCCCAAUCGGCGAACAGUUUCUCCUGAGUUAUUUUUGUGUGUUCGUACACGACGGUUAUUGUCUCGCCACAUUUGCCCGGUUCGUUCACAAAGCUUGUGCGUGCAAGGGAAACUUUUACUUUCUACUUCCCUUACUUUCCAGAAACGAAGGAACUACCGAUGAGUCGAAAAAACGUUUGGGAUGCUAUCAGCAGGAGCAAUUGAAUUUGGCCCGAAUAUUCUGUUUUUCGCGGAUCACAAUGUAUCGUGAAUAAUAGGAAGUUUUAUGAUUCGGCGGAGGCAACGAGAAAGUCAAAUAAGCAAUAGCUAGAUAAGGCAAAACAACAACUUUGCACGUGCAUCACGCUUUUUUGUACAUUUCUUUGCCGUCAUCUGCACGACUGCCCGUUAAAAUGCCUAAUUUCACGUUUUGUGAAGGACGUAAACAAGCAAUGACAAAAUUCAUUCUCUUCAUGAACUUGGAUAUGGUUCAGGGGCACCCAACGGCAAUUUUCGGGAAAAUAUCUGUUCGGAAGACGAUUUGAGAUCUAGAAUUUUCGGAGCAUUUGUUGUAAAAUUUCUUACUUGCCUGCCUCUCCUAGGAUUUUCGAACAUCUACAAAAUGGUAUAAUUACCCAUUUUUAACGGAUUUUGACCCUAAAAAAGACCACCUAGAAUUUUCGGGAGCCUUUUCCUCGCUGAAAUUUUCGAGAAGGUAAGUUUUUAUCCCUAUAAUUUUCGGAUCACUAGACUUUCAGCUAGGAAAUCCGAACAGAUGAAAAGUUUUUAGGGGAUAAAAAUAUGCCUAUAUCUACCGUUGGAAUACUAAAAUAAGUUCAACAAUGCUAUGUUAAGUGGUUUUGAACUAUAUCCUCGUUGGGUGCCCCUGAUGGUUGAAAGAAAUUCAGCUCCAGAAGAGUUCGCUUGCAUUUGUCAAAGUAAGCGAGUUGGAAUAAUCACGAUAGAGACUGAACAAAAAUAUAAAUUCACUUUUCCGUGCGACGUUUCCGUCGUGGUAUCUUUUAAAUACUCUCUAUAAAUGUAUUUACGCAAGACGUGGCCGAUGCAAGCGUGAAUACCUGUUGUAAGCGGAAGCUUUUUUUUUUGGAAAAGCGUCUUUAGUUUUCGGGCAGACAGUAUUUUGAAAUCAUAUGGGAAAUCUAUAUCAAACUGAAAGUUUCCUGACUGCGUGCAUUUCUUUGGUGCAUGACCCCGAUAAGCCGUGCAAUAGCCGUCGUGUACGAACACACGAAAAGAACUCAGAAGAUGUGCUCGCCGAUUGGGCACAAUAAUACAAAGCAUUUUUUGUGCCCAAUCAGGAGCCGCCAUCGGCUUGAACUUUUGGAAAUGGUCCGGUGAGAGUCGGUACCCAGGGGCUCUUCCGCCCUUACUUGAAAACUUUCGUCGCGCCUUUUCUCCCGACCCGACUGACUGCCCCUGGGUCUCCGAGGAUGGCGUUGUCCCAACCGACCUACAUUUUUUGACAUUUUCGUCAUAAAACAGGAAUGACGUAAUAAUACCUUUUCUGACUAUAAUUAAUUAUUUUAAUCUGAAAAAUGAGCAUUGUAACAAUAUUUCCAGGCAUAGACGUUAGGGUGAUGUAUCCUUUUAGCUUUUUACAAGGCCCGACCAUUUGACUUUUGAGGGGGGUAUGGGUGAUUUGGUUUGGGUGAGAAUUUUUUUCCCCAAACCCCUGGAGAUAAAAUAUUCUUUCCCGACACACAACAAUGUAAAAUUUUUUCUCCAACGUUAUUCACCAGGAGAGAUACUUUUUUCAGUGUAAGAUUUUUUUGCCCAGGUAUUUCCUUGCAAGAUUUAUUUUCCUUCGAAAUCAGUCAAACGCUUGGCCCCUGAUACCAUGACAUCGAAAUUCAUAUUUUCCGCCAUAUUGAGUUUGUGUCGAUUUGGUGACAAUUUCUUGUUGUUUCCCCACUCCACGUCGAUGAUGCUGGGAUUUCAGGCCUCCUAUUCUCAGACUUCUUGUGAUUUAUUUAGGUCUUUUUAUCCAAACCUCCAGAUCUUACGAAAGGUGAAUUCAAUAAUUGUUUUAAUAAUAAUAAUAGUUUUAUCAUUUAUUCGAAAUAAUUUACACUUUAAGAAUUAACUAGUAAACGAUUCCGUGUGAACAGUCCGAGUUUGGGCCGCUCGCCCGACGUCCUCUUCAGUUUCAGAUUUCCGUUUAACCCAGUAAAUCCAGCCAGAACGUGGAUUCGUUAGGGGAAUUCGGAUCAGGAUACCGGGAAAUUUUUUCUUUUGGAAUCUGAAAUCAGGGAAAUUUCCUGGGCUUUGGAAUCCGGAAUACAACUCAAGGAAUCCGGAAUUCAACUAGCGAUUCGAGUCCGGAAUCCAAGUUCCACUGACAUAAAAUCAGGAAUCGAGUGCCUGGAAUCUGGAAUCCACGGCGUGGAACCCAAAAUCUUGGACAAACAAAUUGUUAAGAAUUGUGCACUUUCUUAUCCACAGAACCCCUAUCCAUCCUGCGGAUUUUGUGCCACAAUGACCUCACCCCUCCCCCCACCCUGGACAAUGUUGUUCAUUCGCGGUCAGAAAUAAUCUAUAAUUUAAAAUUGCUUUUUGGGGGGGGGGGGAGUAUUUUUACUUGCCAGUGCUUUCAAAGGCUUUAUCUUGAAACUAGACAUGGCAACGUCAAUUUUUCUUAACAUUUUUGUCCAAGAUUGCAGAAUCCUAGACCAACUUGUAUCCCCUGACACGGGGUGAUACCGGUAUGAUCCAAUACUGAUUCCUCUUUUUGCCAACAGGAUGAUCGGGGUAUCAGCAAAUGAUGGUAAAUGGCAUGCUAUCUGCGUGACCUGGGACAACGAAAAUGGCACCUAUCAGUUCUUCAAAGAUGGAGCGAUGGAAAAACAAGGGACAGACUUUAUGAAGGGCUACACCAUCAAGGCUGGGGAUCUCUGGUUCUAG